GCGCACUAACAAUGUGGCGCACGACAAAGCUGGUUCGCGUUUUGCUCCCCUUGCUUGUUCGCAAAAGGGGUCCCAGAACACUGCCCCGUUUUGUGCCUGUAGUUAUGCACGCAGUUGCUGUGUUUCUUUUGUGAACCAUUGGUAGCUUUUGAAAUAGUGUGCUGCUGCUGAGUGCCGACACUGCUCUUUGCUCUGCUGACCGUCUGUGUUCGGCGUGCGGUCGGCAUCUGCGCUGCGCAUGGUAGAAAUUGCGGUCUAAGUGCUGCCGAGAAUCACAAUGUUCGACGAGAAUGACUUGUUAGACUUGUUGCCAGUGUAUUACAGAAGAUUUUUCCCUCUGGAGCAGUUUUGUCUGUGGCUCAACUAUGGAGGGGAGGUCAAGACCUACCUGGACCGGCGGGAGAUGUCGUUCACCCUGGCAGACGACAUUUACAUCCGGUACCAGUCCUUCAAGGAUGCUGAGGAGCUCCACAAGGAGCUGCUUAAGAAGUGUCCCCACAAGAUCGACAUCGGCGCCGUGUACAACCACAGGCCCCGCGAGCGCGCCUCCGUGCCCGUGUUCCAGCCGCAGGAGAAGGAGUUGGUGUUUGACAUCGACAUGACUGACUACGACGAGGUGCGCACCUGCUGCAGCGGGGCUGACAUCUGUCGCAAGUGCUGGACGUUCAUGACCAUCGCCGUCAAGUGCAUGGAUGAUACCCUGAGAAAGGACUUCGGGUUCGAGCAGCUGCUGUGGGUGUACUCGGGCCGGCGCGGGGUGCACUGCUGGGUGUGUGACGCGGCGGCGCGCCAGCUGUCGCAGCCGGCCCGGGCGGCCGUGGCUGAGUACAUGCAGCUGGUGCGCGGCGGCCAGAACCAGGCCAAGAAGGUGGUCAUCGGCGAACAGCUGCACCCCAUGGUCGC
Messenger RNA from Pollicipes pollicipes, 903 nucleotides. RefSeq names its product DNA primase small subunit (gene Prim1). Gene Ontology annotation, biological process: DNA replication, synthesis of primer. Lineage: Eukaryota; Metazoa; Arthropoda; Thecostraca; Pollicipedomorpha; Pollicipedidae. The record is from RefSeq and is a predicted model, not a curated record.